AUGCGAGUCCUUCUUUUUUUGGCCUCCCUAGGCCUUGUGGCCGCUGAAAAUGGACUAGACGGUUGGCUACGAUAUGCCCCGUUGCCAUGCUCCCAGCAAUGCAAGUCCAAGCUGCCCGCUAAUAUCGUUGCCCUCAAUGCAACUGAAACUAGCCCCGUAUACGUUGCAGGUACAGAGCUGCAACAGGGGUUGGAGAGUAUAUAUGGCACAAAGACUGGUGUCAGCCACGACAAGUGUAAAUCGUCUUCGUCUUCCGUGGUCGUUGGCACCCUUGAGCAAUAUCGCAAGACUUGCGGAGCUGUGAAAGAUAUCCCGGACCUGGAAGAAGAUGGUUUUUGGAUUGACACCCGGAACAAUAGGAUCCGUAUCUUAGGAUCAAAUGAAAAGAGUGUUCUAUACGGUACCUUCGAAUAUCUCUCAAUGUUGGCCCAGGGCAAUUUCUCCGAAGUCGCCUAUGCUACGAACCCAGUUGCCCCAAUUAGAUGGGUAAACCAAUGGGAUAACAUGGACGGCAGCAUCGAGAGAGGAUAUGGUGGACCAUCCAUAUUUUUCAAGAAUGGUGCUAUUGUUGAUGAUCUGACCCGGGUUAAGCAGUAUGCUCGUCUCCUAGCGAGUGUGAGAGUGAACGCCGUCGUCAUCAAUAAUGUCAAUGCAAACGCCACGCUGCUCACCCCUACAAAUAUCAAAGGGCUAGCCAGAGUUGCAGAUGUUUUCCGGCCGUACGGUAUCCAAGUUGGUGUGUCCCUCAACUUCGCAUCGCCUCAAACAUUCGGGGGCUUGGACACCUACGACCCUCUCGAUGCCUCCGUCAUCAACUGGUGGUCAAACAUCACGGAUCAGAUUUAUGAUGAAGUCCCGGACAUGGCUGGCUAUCUCAUAAAGGCCAGCUCUGAGGGACAGCCGGGUCCAGAAACAUACAAUCGUACUUUAGCAGACGGUGCCAAUCUUUUCGCUCAUGCCCUUGAGCCUCAUGGAGGCAUUGUCAUGUUUCGCGCCUUCGUCUACAAUCAGCUCAACGAAUCGAAUUGGGACGCUGAUCGUGCAAAUGCUGCAGUCAAUUUCUUCAAAGAGCUGGACGGCAAAUUUGAGGAGAACGUGGUAGUCCAAAUCAAAUAUGGGCCUAUUGACUUUCAAGUUCGGGAACCGGCCUCGCCCUUAUUCGCAAAUUUGCUCAAUACCAGCACCGCAAUUGAGCUCCAGGUCACACAAGAAUAUCUUGGCCAGCAAUCCCAUCUCCUCUAUCUUCCACCUCUUUGGAAGGGUAUCUUCGACUUUGACCUUCGGGUUGAUGAGAAGCCCUCUUUAGUUCGAGAUGUGUACUCCGGCAAGCGCUUCAACCGGAAGUUAGGCGGGUCUACUGCAGUCGUCAAUGUUGGCACAAAUACUACAUGGCUUGGUAGCCAUUUAGCCAUGUCGAAUUUAUAUGCCUACGGUCGAUUAGCAUGGGACCCAACUGAUGACUCUGAGGGCAUGCUCCAGGAUUGGAUUCGGUUGACCUUUGGCUUGGAUAAAACCGUUCUCAAUGCCAUCACAAAGAUGUCAAUGGAAUCAUGGCCAGCGUAUGAGAACUACAGUGGAAACUUGGGCAUACAGACAUUGACCGAUAUCCUGUAUACUCACUUUGGUCCGAACCCUGCUUCACAAGAUAAUAAUGGUUGGGGUCAAUGGACUCGUGCGGACCAUACAUCGAUCGGAAUGGAUCGAACGGUCUCUAAUGGAACGGGGUUCUCAGGCCAGUAUCCAUCGGAGGUUGCGUCUGUGUACGAAAAUAUCGAAACCACUCCCGACAAUCUUCUUCUGUGGUUUCAUCAUGUUGACUACACUCACCGUCUGCAUUCUGGGAAAACCGUCAUCCAGCACUUCUAUGAUGCCCACUACGACGGUGCAGAUACAGCGCAGACCUUUUUGACACAAUGGGAAAGCUUGAAAAGCAAGAUUGACAAGGAGCGAUACGAACAUGUCCUUCGUCGUUUUGAGUACCAAGCUGGGCACUCGAUUGUCUGGCGAGAUGCCAUCGUCGACUUCUACCAUAAUCUCUCCGGAAUCGCCGACACAUCGAAGCGCGUUGAUCAUCAUCCAUGGCGCAUUGAGGCAGAAAGCAUGUAUCUCGAUGGCUACGAGACCUACACUGUCAGCCCAUUUGAGACAGCGUCCGGCGCAAUUGCAAUUGUCACGUCUUCUAACGACACUGUUGGAACUGCUACGACGAAAAUCAAAUUUCCAUCAGGAACAUACGAUCUGGCAGUCAACUACUAUGACCUCUAUGGAGGUCAGUCACAGUGGAAGGUAUAUCUCAAUAACAAAAAGGUUGGUGAAUGGAUUGGAAACGCCGAGGACUAUCUCAGUCAUACCCCCUCCAUAUAUUUGGAUGGACACUCAGCCACGCGCAUCAAUUUUCGGGAUAUCAAAGUGAAGAAGGGCGACACAUUGAAGAUUGUUGGUACUCCUGAUGGAGUUGAACCAGCACCUCUGGACUAUAUUUCUCUUCUCCCCAAGGGAAUCGUGGAUUAG
Penicillium cosmopolitanum is the source of this 2511-nucleotide messenger RNA. It is a transcript of the gene aguA, whose product is annotated as alpha-glucuronidase. Bases 1 to 2511 code for a protein of 836 amino acids. The record is from RefSeq and is a predicted model, not a curated record. NCBI's taxonomy places the organism in Eukaryota, Fungi, Ascomycota, Eurotiomycetes, Eurotiales, Aspergillaceae. The transcript has a single exon. Gene Ontology annotation, biological process: xylan catabolic process. Gene Ontology annotation, cellular component: extracellular region. Gene Ontology annotation, molecular function: alpha-glucuronidase activity.